This is a messenger RNA of Naegleria gruberi, 909 nucleotides long. RefSeq lists its product as uncharacterized. The transcript has a single exon. NCBI's taxonomy places the organism in Eukaryota, Heterolobosea, Eutetramitea, Acrasida, Naegleriidae. The record is from RefSeq and is a predicted model, not a curated record. The annotation marks the transcript as partial.
AGUGGAGCAACUUCUGGUAUCGGAGUUUACACUGCACAAGUAUUGUACAGACAGGGAGCUUGUGUCUACUUGGCAUGUAGAAAUGCAGAAAAAACCAAACAAGUAAUCAGACAAAUUCAAGACACUGUUGGAGAGAAGAGAUUAGAAGGAGGUUCAUUGAAUUUCAUCCGAUUGGAUCUCAAUGAUUUGGAAAGUGUUAGAGAAUGUGCUAAGGAAUUUCUUCAAAUGGGAAAGGUUUUGGAUUUGUUGAUUAAUAAUGCUGGAUGUGUUGCACUUGGAUUGAGAUUUUCCAAGCAAGGAUAUGAGGAAAUGUUUCAAUCAAAUGCCUUGGGACAUCACUUACUGAUUGAGCUAUUGUGGAACAAUUUGAAUAGCAAUCCAAAUGGUGCAAGAAUUGUAAUUGUUGCCUCAUUGGCUCAUUCAUUUGUUAGUGAUGCUGACUUUUUCGAUAAGGAACAAAAUACCUACACAAUGGGAGAUCGAGUAAUCAAACCAACCAAAAGAUUUUCCACAAUGAACCUUCUAGAUACCAACAAGCAAUAUGGCAUGUCCAAAUUGUUCAACAUUUAUCAAACCUAUCACUUUAAUGAGAGAAUUAAGAAUACUCCUAAUUGUAAGGUAACCAUUAAUUGUUGUCAUCCUGGAGCCAUUUCCAGUCAGCUUACAAGGGAGGCCCCACUCUAUAUUAAUUUGCUUUUGGGAAUUCCUGAAUUAUUAUUCUUCAAGAAUGUUAAACAAGGAUCUCAAAACACUAUUCAUUUGGCAUGCUCCCCAGAUGUUAAAUCCAUCUCUGGUAGCUAUUUUGAUGAUUGCCGUCCAGUGAAUCCAAGUGCAGUUGCCAAUAAUAAGAUCCUUCAAAAAUCAUUUAUUGAUUUUUGUGAGCCAAUCUGUAGUCAAUAUUCAUUGUAA